AUGGACCUCACAACCUCUCUCCAGAAACUCGCCAGCUAUCGCCCCCAACAGACGAAGAAGUCUCGAGAGACAUUCGAGAAGGGCGUCGUGUUACUUCGAACCGAUGCAUUUGCGAAACAGGGCGAGGCAGGUUGGGAUGCUCUGGAGAGGCUGACAUUAGCUGCGUUUGACCAGACUGAGCUCAAGGUCGCAGACCAAUGUCUGCAACGCAUCUCCAACAAGUUCCCUCAAUCCCCCCGCGUUGAUCUCCUCCAAGGUAUUAGAAUGGAAGUGACAGAGCCUCCAGAAGUUGCACUGAAGUACUACGACGAGUUGUUGCAGGAGGACUCGACGAGGGCGGCUAUUUGGAGGAGGAAAGCCUAUGUCCUGCGGCGCAUGGGAAAGAUUGACCGUGCAGUGGAAGAGCUCUCAGCAAUGCUGGACACGUUUUACACCGACGUGGAGGGCUGGCUUGAGCUCGCAGAUACGUAUGCGUCAUGUCAACAGUACACAUAUGCACUUCAGUCGCUAUCGCAUGCCCUCCUCCUGUCCCCCCAGAACCCCUUCUGUUUCCUGCAAUUCGCGGAGACUGCAUACUUGGCCGGGGAUAUCACGCUCUCCCUCAAAAUGUUCCUCGUGGCUGUCGACAUGACAGACGAUGAGGAAGGCGUCCCACAGGACUCGAUACCAGUGAGUCUGACUCUGCGAGCAUGGUACGGCGUCAAGUUGUGCACUCAUCGAUUGAUCACCGAGCCACGCCAUUCAUCAUCGUCGGCAUCACAAACGCCUGCUCCGACCACUGCGAAACUCGCGAACUUGGACGAGCUCUCCACGGAGCGUUUGCGGACAGCAUACCUCAACGUGAAGGGUGCAUCUCCACCAAAUGACCAUACCUCCUUCAUGAGCACACUAGCUACUGUGAUCCACUGA
This is a messenger RNA of Sparassis crispa, 909 nucleotides long. Its product is annotated as TPR repeat protein. Gene Ontology annotation, cellular component: EMC complex. Gene Ontology annotation, biological process: protein folding in endoplasmic reticulum. The record is from RefSeq and is a predicted model, not a curated record. The coding region runs from base 1 to 909 and encodes 302 amino acids. The transcript has 6 exons. Gene Ontology annotation, molecular function: protein binding. NCBI's taxonomy places the organism in Eukaryota, Fungi, Basidiomycota, Agaricomycetes, Polyporales, Sparassidaceae.